Molecule: messenger RNA, 582 nt
Organism: Tupaia belangeri chinensis (Chinese tree shrew)
Lineage: Eukaryota; Metazoa; Chordata; Mammalia; Scandentia; Tupaiidae
Gene: IFNE
Product: interferon epsilon
Exons: 1
Coding region: 1-582 (193 amino acids)
Biological process (GO): defense response
Cellular component (GO): extracellular region
Molecular function (GO): cytokine receptor binding
Source: RefSeq, a predicted model, not a curated record
AUGGUUAACAGGCACUUCUUUGAAGCUGUGUUGAUGCUGCUGGCCUCUUCCACUAUCCUCUCUCUAGAACUGAAGCCAUUUCUCUUCCAACAAAGAAGGGUGAACAGAGAGAGUUUUAAACUCUUGAAUACACUACGGAGCUCAUCAAUUCAACAGUGUCUACCACACAGGAAAAACUUCCUGCUUCCCCAUAAGUCUGUGAACCCUCAGCAGUUCCAAAAAAGACAUACACUGGCCAUUCUCCACGAGAUGCUUCAGCAGAUCUUCAACCUCUUCAGUGCAAAUGUUUCUCCGGAUGAUUGGGAAGAACACUACAAAGAGAAAUUCCUCAUUGAGCUUCAUGAACAGCUAGACUAUCUGGAAGGACUCAUGGAGCUGGAAGCAGAGCAGAAGAAUGAUGCCUUGGAUAGUGAAGACCGUAGAUUGCAUGUUAAGAAGUAUUUUCGAAGGAUCCGCAAUUACCUGGAAAACCAUAAAUACAGCAGCUGUGCCUGGACCAUUGUCCAAGUAGAAAUCAAGAGAUGUCUGUUCUUAGUGCUCAGACUUAUAGGAAAGUUGAGCACAGAAGGAAUGGACUCUUGA